This is a messenger RNA of Agrilus planipennis (emerald ash borer), 1750 nucleotides long. RefSeq names its product myrosinase 1-like. The transcript is spliced from 7 exons. Gene Ontology annotation, biological process: carbohydrate metabolic process. Gene Ontology annotation, molecular function: beta-glucosidase activity. The record is from RefSeq and is a predicted model, not a curated record. NCBI's taxonomy places the organism in Eukaryota, Metazoa, Arthropoda, Insecta, Coleoptera, Buprestidae. Bases 88 to 1569 code for a protein of 493 amino acids.
UCGAAAGGAACUGUCCCUUUAUAAUUCCACUGUAAUAAAACCUAAUAUUAAAUUUUAAACAGUGCAGUAACAACAGUAGCAGUGUAAAUGUAUCUUAAAAUUAUUAUAUUCAUUGCGUUUAUAAAAUUUAUCAGAAAUGGUGAUUGUCAAAUUCAUGAAUUUCCUUCUUAUUUCGAGUUUGGAAUUUCGACAAGCGCAUAUCAAAUCGAAGGUGCUUGGAACGAAGACGGAAAGGGUGAGAAUAUUUGGGACCGAUUUACGCAUGAGUAUCCAAAUAGAAUAGCAGAUAGAAGCACAGGCGAUAUUGCUUGUGACUCAUACCGCCAGUGGGAAAAUGAUAUAAAUCUAGUAAAAGAUUUAGGUGUGACGUAUUAUAGAUUUUCCAUAUCCUGGUCUCGACUCCUUCCGACUGGUUUCAGUAACAAAAUAAAUCCAGCAGGAGUUCGAUACUACAACAAUAUAAUCGACAAAUUACUCCAGAACGACAUCGAGCCCAUGGUAACACUUUACCAUUGGGACUUGCCACAACCUUUACAGGACUUGGGAGGACUGACAAAUCCUGUGAUAGCGAAAUAUUUCCGUGAUUACGCCAUUGUUGUCUAUACUUUAUUUGGAGACAGGGUUAAAAAAUGGAUAACGUUCAACGAACCGUGGUCGAUAUGCUUAUCAACAUAUGAAAAUGGGAACCACGCUCCUGGAAUUGCCAUGCCUGGAAUUGGAUGCUACCUAUGCUCAAAAGUAUUAUUAUUAGCUCAUGCCAAAGCGUACCAUGCAUAUGACAAAAGGUUUAGGAAAACACAAAACGGAAUUGUUGGGAUAACUAUAAGUACCUUCUGGUAUGAAUCCAAAACAUUAUCAGAAAAGGAUGCUGUAGCAACUGAACGAGCUCUACAGAUGAAUUUUGGAUGGUGCAUGAACCCAAUAUUUUCAAACAAAGGGGAUUUCCCCAAAGUAAUGAAAGACAGAAUAGAAUUUGUCAGUAAAUCUCAAAACUUCAGCGAGUCCAGAUUACCCACUUUAACACCUUCAGAAAUUAAAUACAUUCAAGGAACCUAUGACUUUCUCGGGUUAAACCAUUACACUACGAGAUUUAUCGAAGAAGGUAAUUUAACUCCUUCUCAAGUACCAUCGUUUGAUGACGAUGUUGGAGUUAAAAUGGAAGUCGACCCAAAAUGGGAAAAAUCAGCUGCUCAUUGGCUAUUCGUGGUUCCCUGGGGAUUCAGAAGACUCCUCAAUUGGAUACGGGUGAAAUACAACAACCCCCUAGUUUUUGUCACUGAAAAUGGUUAUCCUGAUAAAGGAGAAUUGAAUGAUGAAGCUAGAAUACGUUAUCAUAAUCAAUAUCUUACGGAAUUGUUGAAUUCAAUUAAUGAUGGAUGUAAUGUUCAACGUUACACAUUAUGGAGUUUAACUGAUAAUAUGGAAUGGUCUUCCGGUUACACGUUGAAAUUUGGUCUGUACUAUGUCGAUUUCAACAACUCAAGCAGGCCACGAUUACCAAAAUCAUCUGCCAGUUACUACAAAGGUGUAAUCAACAACAGAAGCCUGCCAAAUUUUACUAAUUGUUAGGGAAGGUUUUAUGUGUGAAAAUAUACUUAAACUUAAGUACCUAACUUAAUUGUUUUUUAGUAUUGCACUCCAAUUCUUGAUUAAUAGUUUCAAUUAAUAGUACGUAGUAUUACACUGUCAUAAAAAUAAACUGUAUUUCUAAUGAAUAAAAUCAAAUGGAAAAUCACACUUAAAUAUUAGA